Paramecium pentaurelia is the source of this 1066-nucleotide messenger RNA. The record is from the annotation of a GenBank genome assembly. Lineage: Eukaryota; Ciliophora; Oligohymenophorea; Peniculida; Parameciidae.
AUGCAGUACUACCAAAUUAUUGAAACCAAUUUACAAUAUUCAAUUCAAUAUUUAUAGAAUAAAUUUGCAAAGCGAUUAAUUAAUUAUAAAGUAUAGAUUGUUCUUAUCAAUUCAGAACAUUAUGGUUUUGGUUGUGAUGGAAAAGUGAAAAAAGUUGAUAAUGAACAUUAUGAUAAAGCAAUUGAAUUGAAAGAUGAAGAUGACCAAGAAAUUGGUAGUGGUGAAGAAGAUGAAGAUUAAUGUAAUGUGUUUACCUACUAUUCUUUUAGAUUAAGCUGAAGCUAGAGGAGCCCAAUUAUCGGGUUUUAAGAAGGAAAGGUUCCUUUGCCUGUUGGUGCUUACAAUCCAAAUGAUUAUUCAAAUUUAUAAGUAUGAGCAGAAGUCUAAUAAUUUUUUGAGUAUAUUUUUAAGUAUUUCUAUUUUUAAUUUAAGAUACAAUAAAUGUCUUCAUAAAAAGAGAAUUCUAAAUUUCAAAUAUACAAAGCUCCUUAAAUGGUUUUGGAUGCUAAAUUAAAUCCAUUUAUACCAGAUUAUGUACCUGCUAAAGGUGAAGUUGAUACAUUCAUAAAAAUGCCAAGACCUGAUGGCUAACCUUAGACACUUGGUAUAGUUACAUUAGUAAUCUAUAUAUCUAAAUAAAUCCAAAAAGGCUAAAUUAGAUUUAUUGAUGAGAGAAUAUGUAAAGGUAGCAAAUAGGGGCAUAAAUACUACUAUUCAUGCUAUAUAAAAUGCCGAUAAAAAUCCAAAGGAAAUUACAACAUAGAUUAGUGAUGUGGCAGAAAUACAUAAAAAAAGGAACCUCCAUCUGUUUGAUAUUCUAAAAUUAUGCCUAAUAUUGAAGAAUUAAUCUAAGUCUGGCCUUUAGAAAUCGAAGACUUAUUCUAAAGCACUUAAUUAUCAUGUGACAAUAUUGACAUGGGUUUUUAAGAAUAUUGUUAAUUCUCAAAUUUGUUAGAUAUUUCUGUUUAAUCAAUUAAUAAUAAUAGAAAAAUCAUAGAGUCUUUGCAUGUUGUAUUCACAUUUUUUCGGAAUUCAAAACAAAUUAAAAAUUUAGACAAAACAAUGA